Orbicella faveolata is the source of this 1543-nucleotide messenger RNA. RefSeq names its product potassium channel subfamily K member 9-like. Gene Ontology annotation, molecular function: potassium ion leak channel activity; outward rectifier potassium channel activity. Gene Ontology annotation, cellular component: plasma membrane. The record is from RefSeq and is a predicted model, not a curated record. NCBI's taxonomy places the organism in Eukaryota, Metazoa, Cnidaria, Anthozoa, Scleractinia, Merulinidae. Gene Ontology annotation, biological process: potassium ion transmembrane transport; stabilization of membrane potential.
AUGGAUCCUCUCUUCAAAAUCACUCUUCUUCGGACCAUUGCCUUCUUAGUCGUGACCUUACUCAGUCCUUUGUUGUUUAUUCACGUGGAGUACACAGAAAAAGACGAUGCUAAAGAAAAAUACAAGAUGUUACACCUUCUGUAUAAGUCCAUGUCAUCUAAAUGCAACAUUACAAUCGAGGAGUUCAAUAACUUUACCAAUGUGGCACACGAAGCCUUGAGCGAGCCUACACUGCAGUGGACCUAUUAUCACGCAACAGAUUUCGUCUUGCAAGCUCUGACUACAGUUGUGUUGCACCAUCUAAAGGACUGUUCUAACCCAGGGAAAUCCUACAACGAAUUUUGCACCACAUAUUCUCUUUUUCUGUGUCAACAUUUUGUUUUUGUUCACCUUUCUAUCGCAGGUUAUGGAUACAUCACUCCUCAAACACCCUCAGGACAGAUAUUGUGUAUCUUCGUCUCUUUACUCGGGAUACCCAUUACAUUGCUCGCGUUCAAAUCCAUCGGCGAACUUAUUUCUAAAUUGGUCUACACAACCGUGACGAAAUUGGAGAAGAAAAUUCUUAACAGUUUGGAACCCCAAAAAAUUAAAACCAAGAGUGCUGUGAUCUUGUUCUUGUUAAUGCUAAUAUUUGUGCUGGUAACCGCCCGGUUACAUUUAAGUCUCUCCAACUGGACCUUCGUAGAAGAAAUGUACUUCUGGUUUAUAACAUUUUCUACAAUCGGUUUUGGUGAUUACAUUCAUCACAAAUCUCACCAAAGAAUCACGCAAUUAUUUAUAAAUGGCACUGCAAUUCAAGAAAAUGAAGAAGGGAUUCUCCACAGUCAUAAGAGUGCUUUAACGAUUUUUUUCAUCAUGGGAUAUGUGUGUCAUAAUAUUAUAGGAUUAUGCCUUGUUUCCAGUGUAUUAAACUCCAUCGUGGAGGCCCUCGAAGAACACAAGUGUCGCCCCCGAUGUCUUGGAUGUAUUUCUCCAAAAACCCAGGACCACGCGGACGUCGACGGCAUGGAAGAACCAAGCAAUCCCCAGAGACGUUUAGCUUUCGUGGCACCUUCAAGGAUGACAGACGUGGAAUUGUAAAAUAAAAACGCGGAAAGCUCAAAAGAACGUGGGAAAUAACAAUAUAUGAGCAGCAUGAAACGGAGAUCACCUUUGUUAGCAUGAAAAAAUAGAUUAGAUUGAUUCAGUACACGCUAAGGAAUACAUGCUGGACCUGGGAAAACAUCACCGCCGUACCCAGUCUUCCACUCCAUACUGCAUCUUUCUUUAUUUCCCUCUCAACAGAUAACGUAAACAUUGAUAAGUAGUUCGGACUUCCACUGUAAGCUACCCUAGCUCCGGUAAAAAAAAGCAAUAGUAUAUUCUUUUGUACGCAAUUCAAAUAAAACUUGACAUUUGACUACUCUCGAAAAAAAAUUCAAACAUUUUUAAAGCUUGCUAAGAGAUAAGUAGUUCUCUAUCGGAGAAAGGUUUCCCUUUUAUUUACAAAUAGGUAAAGAAACUUUUUGAUGGAAAAUUUUCAAUUUCCUGUCAAAAGAGUGAA